GAGGUACUUUCCUUGCUAACAAGUUUGAGCAACCAUGAUGCGUGGGUAACAAGAGAAGUUGCUGACAGGUAGCUACAAAUUAUUUGCCUUUACUAAUGAAUGAACUUAAAAAUAGAUUGUUACAGAACUUUAAUUACGCAGGCCGUAAUGGUGUAAUGCCAUGUUUUGUAUUUUUUUUCGGUGUGAAGCAUUUUGGAAAAGAAAUAAUUGAAGUGUAAGACAAGUAUUACACAGGGCCUCUGAUGUCAUUCGAUAGUACUGUUUUGUAUAAUUGAUCUCAAAUUGCAGCCAAUCACAUAAUUCAUAAAAGGUUUCAAUGCUGAUUUAAGGUUAUUUUGUUUCGGAAACAUCAUGCAGAGCUCUUCAAAUUUCUAAUUUUGGUGUGAAACGAAGAACUAUUAUUUUAGGCAAUAAUUGCUUAAAAUAAUAGUUAUUGUUUAUCAUAAAGUCUCAUCCCGACAGUAGACGCAUAAGGCCUCCACGCUGUCUGACCAACACUUUCUGUCUUGUACAACUGCUUUGGCUACUUCCCAGCUCUUCCACCCAGCUUUGUUUCACUUAAGCAAUUGUUUAUACUUGUUAGAAAUUGCACAAAUUAUUACUUAUCCCACAAUAGCACUUUUUUGUUGCAUUAUGUGACCUCCUAGCUAGAAAUACCUCAUAAUGUACUUGAAUGCUUGGGCACCCUGUCAGAAGACCUGAUUACAGCAUAAAGCAUGACAUUUUUCUCUGGUGACUUAAUUGCUGCUAUCAGACAACCUUAUUGGCCAUGCAGAGAUUAAAAUUUUGUUAUGGUUAAGAUUUUAAUCCCUAAUGAAGAGAGUGUGAAAAUAUUAUUUUCUGGGGAUUCUCUCAUUAAUGUUGACAUUACUUGUACAAAAUAGUAACAGAAUAGUUAUCAUCCUUGUACUGUGAACUCAGUUAAUCCUAAUUAUUUUGGGACAAAGUAUUUUUAUUAAGUUUCAGAUACAAUAGAACCCCCAGUAACUCUGAAGGGAAAUGAAAAACAGUGCAAGUUAGUGGGGGUUCGAGUUAAUGGGGUCGAUUGCAAAAUUCAAUUUGCCAUGUAUUAUUCAGCACUUCAGUGUAUAGUGCUGUGCAAAUUUAACUUACACUGUAUUUCAUCGGAAACAGUAACAUGAUUACGCAUUUUUUUAUGAGAAAAUGUGAUUUGUUUGUUGCAACAAUUAAAAUCAAAUUGAUGUAUACCACUGUAGGUGACCAGUGUUAGUCUUAGUGUUUUUACCCAUUAUGCAAAAAGAAGAGCUAAUGGGAUGGCAUCUGAGUAAAGUUACAAGAACCAGAAUCAAAUUCGAGUUAUCGGGGCACAUUUCAGUGAAUUUUUGAUCAAGGGAGGGGAAAUUUAGUUCGAGUUAGGGGGGAAUUAGAGUUAUCCGAGUUCAAAUUAACAAAGUAAAUACAACUGAAAAAUGGGUUGAAAUCUAAGGGAAAUUGGACUUUGUUCGAGUUGGUGGAGAGUGCGAGUUAUCUGAGUUCGAGUUAUCAGGGUUCUGCUGUAUUAAUUUAGAAACAUUAUGCAAAUAACACAGCUCAGUAUUAGAGUUGCAUACUGUUUAAUUAUUCAUAUUGCUCAGAUUACACUGUAGGUUGUGACAUAACCUGCACAAAGAAAAUAUGUACACAUAGGUACUGAAAUUUUUAUUAUUUUUGUCUCUUGAUUUCUCUUAGGCCACAAAAUGGAUCUAUGUUUCUUUUUGACAGGAGCAAGGUUUGUAGGGCUUGCUUAUUAGGAUAAUUUGUUUACCAGCUGUCACAAAAAUUUGUUGGAAAUGUUGAUUUAUAAAAUGUGGGAAUAAAAUGUGACAAUGUUGAGCUUAGCAGACAGGAAAGAUGGGUUCAUCUUUCCCACUUGGUUUUCUGAUCAUGAGACAAGAUUCAUCCCCUCAAAUUUCCAGCCCUGAAUCCAGCCGUAGUAAAAAUAAGUAACGCAGUGUUGUUAUUAGCAUGCCAAUAGAGUAUAAAAUGGCGAGGCAUUACCCUAAUAUGCAAGGCUGUCACUAAAAAUUCAAGUUGCCAAGUAUUAUUCAGUUAUUAGCUGGGCAAUUGUACAGCAAAAAAGCUCAUUUUGUUCUAUUUUGAUUUUGUUCCCCUUGAAAAGAGGUGAGGGUCAUACAGUGUUGUACCUGUACUAUCCAGGGGAAAGGCUUAGAAGUACAUUGUAAUUGAGUCAUUCUUAAACAGACAAGGAAAGACUCCAGCUUUUUACCCAAAACAUGUUAGAAUGCUACACGUCUUACACUGUGUAGUGCUAGUAACCUUCGCGCGAGAGAAAAAAGAAAGAGAACCACUGUUCAAGCAGACUCUCAAGGUCACGUUUCACAUUAUCACGAGCUUAUGAGUCGUGUUUGGCCUGUCAACGCUUAUUUCUUACCGUGAUAUUUUUAGACAGUGCUCCGUCAUAACUCGUGGGAAGAAAUCUCACUCGGGCUACUGAUUUUGCCGGAGAAAGUUACGAGAAAAUAUCUCAAAUCUCCUGAGAAAGACACUUACACGCACUACGACAUGUCAGUGACCUGCCAUCACUGCAACCUAGUCAGAUACUAUCAUACCGGUUCAGCCCAAAAAGCAUUUUUGACCUUGAAGGAAACACAACAUAACGCUGAUCAAAGAAACACCUACGCUAUUGGUCACUUUUGCAGCCAAUGGCAAGUUAGUAUUUUCGAUCCUAGCCACCAGCAUUUAAACAGUCUGCUUCGCUCUCUGUACCUAAGACUUUACCAUAGUAGCAACUGACGAGGAACGCUAUAGUUCCGAAACUGCAGUCUUGCUUAAGAAUCCAUAGCAGUCGCACAGACGACUGUUAAGCAAAAACUUGAGAAAAUACCUACAAGACUCACUUAUGUUAAGAAAAACUAAAUGGACUGUGUGAGCGCUAAGAGAAUUAUCUUGACUGACGCACGGCAUAUUUCUCCAAACUUGGUGUAGCUUUAGUUUUUAAGCUACAGUGUACAACUCAUAUCUGAAGAUCGCACUAUCCGUGGAAAUUCAAAAUCGUGCAAACCACACUAUAGAGCUGGGGCCAGAGUCAUACUGACAUGGCAGGAAAUAAUCACAUUCACAGACAAAGAAACUUGCAUGCAUGCAUGUAGUUAUUCAGAUACAGCCAUUUCGGAGAAAACCAAAAAAACUAAAAUCUUUAUUCAGCCGUAAUAAACAGAGGUCAAAGGAUAUAAAACACUUAACAACUGCAUCUGAAAUCAAAUCCUGCCAGGGACACCUAGUACAGAAGCAUAAACCACAGGAAAUGAUUACUCAAUAUGCAUGUAACAAACCUGCUUCAUGACCUCUAAAUAUAAGACUUAGUGCGGCAAAAACAAGAUUUACUCAGUCAAAGUUUAGAAUGCUACGCGUCUUGCACUGUGUAGUGCUAGUAACCUUCGCGCGAGAGAAAAAAGAAAGAGAACCACUGUUCAAGCAAACUCUCAAGGUCACGUUUCACAUUAUCAUGAGCUUAUGAGUCGUGUUUGGCCUGUCAACGCUUAUUUCUUACAUCUUCCUUUGAUGCUCAUGUACAUGUAGUGGCUUGUUAUUGCUACUGAAACACAAAACAGCUUUCAUAAGGUCCUAAAUGGGGUUCUAACGAAGUGAAGACCAUUAAUUGAAGGGUCUUGUUAUUUAUCUGAGUGGUUUACAAUGUAUCUUGACUUAUAUGGGUAGCUCUGUCCCCUGAUCAUUCUCCAUGACCCCUAUGUUUGGCAGAAAAGGGGGUCCAGGGGCUCCCCAAGUAAAAUCUCUUCAUAUCAACACUAGUUAUGCGUUGUGUUUUGUGAAAUUUGGUUAUCUCUUGAAGGGUGGAGUGAUGGUUAAAGUUUUGAUGCCACAUUGUUGAUCUGUGACCAUUCUGUCUCAAUAUUUAGGUCAAACAUUAUCGCAAAGAUGGCUACACAUGGAAGAAAAGAAGAUCAGGAAACACAAUCCGAGAAGAUCACACUCGACUGAAAGUUGAAGGAAUUGAGGUAAUAGUUAAACUACUGCGUCAGAAACAUUGGAAGGUAGAAAAAAAUACCAUGAAGUGGAUACCAACUGCUAUAUGAAUAACAUGGAGCAAUUUAGGUUUCUGGGAAACUGCCCACCUACCCCUCCCAUAACCUAAAAUUAUCACUUACUUCCCACUUAGGGCAAAAUGAUGGCUUAGGGGAGGGGUACGUGGGCAGUUUCCCGAAGCCGAAAUUUAUCCAAUAAUAUCUGCUAAAAAAAAUAAACAACCAAAAAACUACUAAGGAAAAGGCAAACGUUUUCAACUUUACAGGGAAAGUAUUGGAUUUGCCUUUUGUAUCAUAUAUUAAAAAUUGUGCAGAACUAGGAGGUUGUCAUCAAUAAUGCUGCACAUUUGAAAAAAUGUUUGGUGUCGGUUUUACAUGUAGAGUGAAAGUUUUAGAGUUGGAGAGGAAAUUUUGCCAUGUUCUUUCAAUAUUAAGAGCUGAAUCUUCUGUUAGUCACAAGACAAAAUGGAAUAUGGUGGUGUUAAAGAUUAGAUUAUUGGAAUUUUGAGGAUUUGUUGGGAGCUAUUUCAGUCUGUGUUGUUUUCUCUUGUAGUGUUUGAGUGUACUAUACACACAUUCAGCUCUGGUGCCCACAUUUCAUCGCCGCUGCUAUUGGCUGCUUCAGGUAUUUCACUUGUUUAAAAUUUUUAAGCCCUAAUAUCCACAUACAAAUUCUCCUGAUCUAUUUUCAUGCAUUUCCUUAGAGAAUAAAUUGAGAGAGUUUAGUAAAACAUCAAAUCGUUUUUUUCCUGUGGUGAUGAUAUUAUUAAUUCUUCUAACCUUUUCUGUUCAUGAUGUAUGAAUAUUGUGAGGUGAAAAUUGAUGUUGGUCACUUUUGUCACUCAAAAAGGGUUAAAGUCACAACAGGAUGAGUGGGUCUUUUAUUUGUCCCUCUUACUUUUAAACCCGUGGAUGAAAUCCAAUGAUGUUACCAUUUAAAUGAAUUCUCUUUAGCAGUACUUUCACAUGGUACUAAAGAUUUUGUUAAGUAUGUAGUACUAACUUUUGAGUCUGUGGAUGAAAUCCUAUGGUGUGACCAUUCAAAUGAAACCUCUUCAGCAGUACUUUCACAUGGUACUGUUUAUUUAGUAUGUAGUUCUAACUUUUGAAUUUGUGGAUGAAAUCCUAUGGUGUUACCAUUCAAAUGAAACCUCUUCAGCAGUACUUUCACAUCGUACUAUUUUAUUUAGUAUGUAGUUCUAACUUUUGAGUCUGUGGAUGAAAUCCUAUGGUGUUGCCAUUCAAAUGAAACCUCUUCAACAGUACUUUCACAUGGUACUAUUUUAUUUAGUAUGUAGUUCUAACUUUUGAGUCUGUGGAUGAAAUCCUAUGGUGUUGCCAUUCAAAUGAAUCCUGUUGAGGUGAACUUUUACAUGGUGCUAUUUAAUUUUAAGGAUUUUACAAUUUUAGAAAUUUGGAAUUUUUGGUUUAGGGUUAUUAAUAAUGUCGAAAAUUGUGUAUGUGUUGUAGAAUCCUCAGAUUGUGUUGGUGCAUUACCUGAACCUAGUUGAAGAAUGCAGCAAGCCCAUUACAGUGUCAGUAUACAUGUCACCAGAUAGCCAUGAUGAUAUUUCACAGCAGCUGAAAGCCAUCUGUAAGUAUGUGCUCUGAAUAUGCAUCAGUCAAUUCAUAGACUAUUGUGGUUGUGGUACCUGUGACCGAUUGUUGGAUUUUAAAGUGCAUGUAACAGAUGGGAGUUGGGUUAGCUCCUUUGUUUGUAUGGAAUGUAGUAGGGGAAGGGUUCAUCCUUUUUUUCAUUUGUACCCUCGAGCUUUUAAAAGAAAAUAGUGUGACUGCGAACAGACUCUGUCUUCUUUCUUUCGUAUUUGCGGGCGACAAGAGAAGCCCGGAAUCCUAAUGUCCAGGUUUUUGUUACGCAUGCGUGGCAUGUAUGUAGUCAGCAUUCGUUUGGACUUCCACUAAGAACGAAUGUAAUGCACAGGACGCACUUUGAUCACGCGCGUUUGGAAAUUCUUUCACUCGUUAUCUGAUCACGCGUACGCAAAGCACAGCGCUGGAGAAAAAGCGUUUUGACCCUCGAUCGUUGUCGCCCGCACUCCGUAACCUUUUGUUAUUACUAGUUUAAUUGUAAUUAUUUGUCUCCUUGUAAAACAUUAAGACAGCACUGUUUUCAUGUACAGGUUUUAUCGACUUCUCCUGCUGUUGCAUUUGAAAUCUGAAAAGGUUUCUUUAUGAGUUGCUUCAUUACUCGAAUCAGUCAUAAAAUUUUGAUAAAAACUUUCAUGGCCAUUUUAGUUCGGUAAUUACCCUAGAGAUUGAAUGCUGUUCUAGCCACUCCAAUAACGGCUGCUAUUAAACUGAAAAUUUAAGGAUGAUUAUCUAGCCAGCUCGGAAAAAAGUGAGUAAAAUUUGUUUAUUUCCUUAGAUUCGGGUGUUUCUCAGGAUGUCAAGCCUGAAGUCACGGUAAGUAUUUCCAAUCCCAGAACCAGCCAAUAUGGCUGUUAUCAAACAGUAAUAUAUCCGGUUUGUUGGCCAAUGUGUAGUUCCUAAAAAUAUCCAUACCCCCCUGACGGAGGGCACUUUUGCUUUAGUCCCCACACCCCCUUGAGAUUUCCAUUCCAUGGGGUGCUAGUCGUACCCCCUACCUCCUGGAAUUUUCGUGAUUUUCCAUCUUGGUUGGAAACCUCGUGGAAAAAGCAAGCAAAGCGUCGAGAAAAUUAAAAUACCUUAUUUGAACUAAAUUUCGCGGGUCUUUAAUUUCGCAAUUUUUUUACAAUUAAAUUAUUGCGAAAAGUGCGAAAUUAAAGACCCGCGAAAUUUAGUACCAUUGAGGUGUAAAAUUCAGAAAGUAAGCCCCGGGGCUUAUAUUUUUCAAAGGCCCUUUUGGAGGGGCUUAUCUACGGAGGGAAAUUUGCGUCUCAAAAUCGAUUGGGCUAGCAAGCCAACAACGAAAGUCAUGCCGUAAAUAUGAUAUCGGAGUUUUCAACGUGUAUGAAACUGCCUGCACUCAACCCCUCCAAAGUACACGAGCCAGACGGUAUCCCGGCAUGGUUAUUAAAAGAAAACGCUGAUCUCUUGGCGGGUCCAGUCUCUGCGAUCCUCAACUCCCCGUUCCACGAAUCCCUGGAAUACGCAAGUCCUGUAUUCCAUCGUUCUCUAUCAAACUACAUCAGUGAAGAUUUGGAACGGAUCCAAAGAAGGGCUUUCAGAAUCAUCUAUCCUGACCUGUCAUAUAGUGUAGCACUAGAAACAUUUGGCCUACCGAAACUUCAUGAGAAGAGAGAAAAGAUUUCAAUCGAUCUGUUUGACGAGAUCGUCUGUAACCCCACCCACAGUCUCCAUAGCCUCCUCCCCCAAAGGAAGAGUUGUAAAUAUGCUCUGAGACGCAAAAGUGAUUUCACUCUCCCCCUAUGUAAAACCGAGCGUUUGAAGAAAAGGGUUUUUUUUAGCCAUGUCUAUAAGAUGUAGAUAAUUUUUCUUAUUUUCUCUUUGUUAUCAUCAGUAUUUGUAAAUAUCCCGUAAUUCAGCCUAUGGCUGCAAUGGUGUUUAUAAUAAAGUAUCUUUCUAUGUAUCUAGCCCUAUAGUUGGAAGUAAAUUUACCGUUUUUGCUUUGUUUUACUUUGUAUUUGAGGGCAAUUUUCCAAGUAAAAGCCCCCGGGGGGCUUAUAUUUGGAGGGGCGAUUUAACGGAGGGUUUUUUGCGUUACCGGUUUGGGGGGCUUAUACAUGGAGGGGCUUAUUUUCGGAAUUUUACGGGGGUAUUUAAUUUUCUUUACAAUUGCGAAAAGCGUUAAAUUAAAGACCCGCAAAAUUAAGUACCAAUAAGGUAUUUUAAUUUUCUCGACGUUUCGCUUGCUUGUCUUGAAUGUAAAAUUGCACAAUGUUUAUCUUUCGCAGGUUUCCGAGGAGAGCCCCCCUGCCUCACCAUCUUCAUCAGAGGAGGGCGACACUUCGUCUACCAAAGGCAAACAACAACAGAAACGAAACAAGGCCAUCUACAAGAUCUCCAUUUCUCCAAAUAAAAGCCUACAAGCCGUGCCACAAAAUGAUAAAUUAAGCCUAAAGGUGAUGAAAGUCACCAGAAAUGAGCAAGGACGCUUAACUGUGACGGGUCAUAGGGAGGGGUCACCUUCCUUAGACGAAGACAAUUCUUCUCAUGAAGGCAACGAUUCUUGGAGAAUACACGAACGCGGUCAAAGCUUGUGCCAGUCAGUAGUUACCUCAGCAAGCACACGUGAUAAUCACGUGUUUGCCACCUGCGCGCAGAAUUUCUUUAACCAGCAGUCUCCUAGAGACGUAUCCAUACUUUCUGCCGUUCCUAUGGUAACGAAUCCACCAGUGUCGGCUUUAUCAUGUCCGGUUCAGAAUACGGUCAGCACUACAACUGUAACUACGGCAUCAAAUUCUCAGUUUUCUCAACAAAAUCAUGCGUCAAACGCUAUUUCAAUUAAUCCGCUCUCUCGAGAGACGUCUCCUAACUCUGGAAUUCAGUGGAAUUCAGUCUUUGUUCACCCACGUGUGACGGACUUAAGUAGCAGUCCGUCUAGCGACUAUGGCAGUUAUAUGUCUGAUGCCGGCACCCGGCUUAGCUUCUCAGGAUCCGACUCUUUGAGCGGUGGACUAAGUGCUCAGAGUUUCCCCGACUCCGACCAAGCUAUGUUUGACGGCCCGUUUCGCUUACCUCUUCCGGUAACCCGAGAUUGUCCGCUAAAUUUCACUGAUUCAGCAAAAAGUGACCAGGGGUUGUCGCAAGGGAUGUGUUGGCUGGCUGAUUGCAGCCCCGGGGCAUCCCAGUCUAGUGGCAACGAUGUGCCAGUUGAUACGACGGACUUUUCACCUCUUGAGUUGCUCGGUUUUGAUGACAUGUUCGAUUGUAAUCUGAGUAACGUGAUACCGGAGUGCCUUAACUCACCGCCGAAACAAAGCGAAAACGUUCCUGCAACGUCCGUCGGCGAAAAUCUCCAUCCUACUUAUUCCACAGCUUCAAAUACAUCAACGCAAUCGUCAUCACUCACGCUGAAUUCGUUCUCUGCAGACAGUUUAGUCAGUCAACCACCAGGGACUUUCCACGUCACCACUUCCGGUUUGUCAUCGACAACUUCGUACGUGUUCGUGAAACCUGUCAGUCCGGUAAGAAACACCGUUGUGACGUCAUGUUUUGUCAGCGUUUCAAAUAACACGUCUUCGUCAUCAUCCGGGGUAUCGGUUUGUAGGGCUAGCACCCAGUCUCUUGCUGGAGGCCAGCGGGAGGGCAGUGAAGUUACUGUGCCCGACAUAUGUAUGACUCCGGUGGUUUCACAGCCUACAUCAAACCAAGUUGCUCAUGGCUCAUCUGCCAAGCCAAACUCAAACCAUCAGUCCUUAUCAAGUGACAUAAACAACAACACUUCACGGCCGAUUGAUGCUGGAGAAACCACGACUUUCACCUCCUCUCCGCAUCCACGAAAUCAUGUCGUACCAGGCUCUGCGCGCAUUACGGAUUUUUCACCCGAGUGGUGUUAUCCCGAGGGCGGAGCUAAAGUGCUCAUUACUGGUGAAUGGAGGACCGAGCAGGGCGUCUACACGUGUUUAUUUGACGGUUGUAGCGUGCCUGCGAUCUUGUACCAAGCAGGCGUUUUGAGAUGCUUUUGUCCGUCACAUGACCCAGGCCUGGUCACCCUUCAGGUGGCUUGUAAUGGAUUUAUCGUUAGCAACGCCUGCGUGUUUGAAUACCGUGCACGUGAUUCGCCGGCGGGCAGCUCCGGCUGUCACGAGUGGCUUACCACUGAUAACGACCGGUUUAAACUUGCUUUACUGGAUCGCUUGGAGAGACUGGAGUCUAGACUCAAUGCAAGCCAGACAAACAAUUCCGAGAAUCAAUCUCAAGGAAAUCAGUGCAUGACAUUCGAAGAUCGCCUCAUCGCUGCUUGCGAGAUUUUUCAUCGCUCCAAUUGUCCCAUUAGAAAUCUAACAAAGAUCGAGAAGCCAUUUCGAGGCAUGACACUGCUUCAUUUAUCCGCUGCCCUUGGUUAUAACAGACUCGUUUGUACCCUGCUCAAGUUUUGGCGUGAAAGCCAAAGCGCGCUAGUAAGAGACGAAUUAAACCCUCUCAGAAAGGACGAGUUUGCGUGUACGCCUCUAACAUGGGCAUGCGCAUUGGGAUGGACAGACGCGGCACUCAUGUUGUUAGAGACAGAGCCCAAAGCGUUACUAGAGCCCGAUGCUCGCGGGCGUAUGCCACUGCAGCUGGCAAGAGAUCGAGGUUUCCUGGAUGUAGUGGACAUUAUUGAGGAUUCUGUCACAUCUUUUCCAAACAGGUGGGUUUAUUAGAAAAAAAAACCUCAACCAAGUAUACGAGUGAGAGUAUCACAAAGUUAGCUAUCACAAACAACAACAGUAGUUUAUUCAAUAUAAAAAUAUUUUACAGUUAUGGUACCCACGAUUAGCGAAGCUAUUCUCAGUGGGAAACAAUACAGUAAUAGUCUCCUAUAAAUAAAUACAAAGUGCAAAAGCCGGGGAAAAAGAAAGUGAACUCGGAGAAAGCAUAAAAAUGUAGCACAAAUAGAAAGAAUAGUAGUAAAUGGUAAAACUAAAACUAAGUACGAUGGUAAAAGAAAACUAUGGAUAGAAGGAAAGAAAACACAUUAACUGAAUACGGAGUUCAGGUAGGAACUGGUAAUAGCACUCAUAUCAACAUACACCUUCUCAGAAUCAAAAACCUUGAGCAGUAACUUAUGUAAUUUACGCUUGAAAGGGUCUUUUCCCUUGUUCGCGUGACUUAAGAGGAAUUUUGUUCCAAAUUCUUCCACCGCUUCUAGAAAAAGAUAACAAUGGUUGAUUGAGUCUAUAUCUACGGACAUGAGAAUUACAUGUAGUUGACUUAAAGUGCGUAUAGUCAAGGGAAUUUUUAGAGAUAUCGUGAAGCUCAUAGAACGAGUUGUUUAAUUAGCUUUUGUUUUCGUCCAAGUUGGUAGUGAAACUUGGCUUCGUAUGCACUUUAAAUUACUGUUGUUAAUAUUUCGUGCGUUCAUUUUAUUUCUCUAUAGGCACAUUUUUCUCGGUGUGGGCCAUGAUUCAGACGUCACCUCAUCACCAAUGGCCUCAUCUUGCGAGAGCUCUCCUCAACCUUCUGCCUUGGCCCCUCAAUCUCGUGUCCUUUUGGCACCUCCUGUGGACACCACCAUGGAGGAGCGAGCGGGCUCACCGAUGUUUGUUGAUGAAGAUGAGAUGGAACCACAGUUUUCGAAAAAGCCAGGGAACACUUUGGCUAAAACUUUAGUACAUAUUCACUCCAUGAUCAGCGAAGCCGAACAAGAAGCCGAACUCGGUCAUCGUAUACCAGGGCAUUUAUCACCACUUCACGAAAAUACCGAACUUGUUACUGGUUCUUGGAGCUCCGCUAUGAGACUGCGCACCUUCAGUUCGGCUUCCUCCCAGUCCUCCCCUCUGACGCCUUGCUCUUCCAAAUCUUCACUCUCUCCAGGCUCUCCCGGCUUUCUAAACUCGCCCCAUUCUUCACCCGUCGGACCGGACACAACAGAAUUCCAGGAGUUUAUUUACAGUUCUCGUAAACUUCUGGAAAGAGAUUUGUCUGAUCUCACGCUAACAGAUCGUGAGCAAUGGGAACUAUAUGAAGCUGCAAAGAUAAUUCAAAGUGCUUACAGGAACUACAAGGUAAACUCAGUUUACCCCAUCUGCCCCCCCCCCUCCCUCCCACUCAUCACCACAACCCCUUCGCUGGCUGAUGUUUUUGCCUUUUUGCCACUGCGGAGCCUGGUCCCAGGCUAAAGUGUCACUCCAAAGCAUGAGGGAAUGAGGGUCGGGAGGUUUAGGACUAGGUAUCUCUAGCAACACCUCCUUCCCCACCCCCUCGCGCACCGUAACAACUACAACAAAUGUUUUACUGGCCUCUCUUUUUGUAAAUUCUUGUUCUUUGUAGACAAGACGUCAUCAACAGGAACAAGAAAUAGAGGCGGCUAUCUUGAUUCAACAUCAUUAUCGAAGAUAUAAAGAGGUAAUCGUCCUUCUAAAGCUCUGUUCACCCUUUACUUUCCCAAACCUGAACAACUUUGAAUUGCACGGCUAUUGCCUGGAUAUAGUAGAGAGCUUUACACUCUGAGACGAGGAUGACUACGAGUACGAGAUUUUCUCAGUAUUAAGUAGUGCACGCGCGUGAACCAACGUCAUUUUGGCGGGAAAACGUGAGAGCUGUCGUUAUUAACGUUGCGGGAAGCUAUGGGUAUGCAAAACCAUAGGUUACCUCUGACCUAAAAGAAAACGUGUACAUAGUAUACUCAGGAACCCACUUCUUGUCCCGACCCUACACUGUGGCACCCAUAUCUUGCCUCAAUUCUCGAGUGGGUACUUGAAGAAACGGUGUGUUCACAUUAUUGCAAAGGUUAUGCUCUACUCGGGCACCGUGCCCUGGCAGCAAGCGUGAACCCUACCUAAGUAGUACAUGUUUUUUGUUUUUCCUAGUACAUCGCGUUUAAAAAGAUGACACGCGCAGCCCUAAUCAUCCAAAACCAAUAUCGCACUCACCGUGAGCACGAGAGGUUCAAGAAAAGCAGACGAGCGGCAGCCAUCAUUCAAAAUACAUUCAGAAGUUACCGGGAACGACGUCGGUCCACGCAGAGGCGGAGAGAACAGAGACUCAGCAAGCGACAGGAGGCGCGAUACAUACAAAAGGCAUCCAACAGGUAUUUAUACCGCGUUGAAUUUCAAGGA
This is a messenger RNA of Porites lobata, 12670 nucleotides long. Lineage: Eukaryota; Metazoa; Cnidaria; Anthozoa; Scleractinia; Poritidae. The record is from the annotation of a GenBank genome assembly.